UUAUCUCUAAAAUAUUCGGUUUAUUUUUAAACGAGAUAUACGUAAGGGGGGGUGGGCGUCUACUCUCUUGAUGCGUUCAGACUACAAAUGGAUUGUUGUCUUGCCUGCCUGCAAUCACCGCUGCAUAUUCCUUUCAAUCUGUAGCUGCCUGACAAAACUCCAAAAAGAAGACGAUCAAUCCAACUGAACUAGAGAAAACCCACUUCAUUCCGCUCUUUCUUUACUCAAUCACUCCUCUGAUGGCUGAGUUACAGCCGCCGGAAGCCCCACCUGACCCCGCCCCAACCACCACCACUAUCACUGCCGCCACUCCAAUAGUACCCGUUUCCUCCGAAAUCGACAACACCACCAGCAAUAUCGGCACAAGUUUAGGACCAAAACGCCAACGGCGGCCGAGUGUCCGCCUGGGCGAGAUCGGAGACCCACCAGCCACUAUCUCCAACGAUUCUCAUCCCAGACUACCCAAAACCACCUGGAAAUUUCAUAAACACCCGAGGUUAGUCACUAAAACCUCCAAAACUCGACCUUUGACCAACCUCGUUAACGGGGGUGAUAAUUACCAUGAUAACCUGGACACCAACACCACACACAACCUCGAAUUCGGUAGCCGAAUGCCCAAAUUGAAAAAACCUACAAAAAAAAUACGAACCAAUUUGGCGGCCGUAGCCUUGAAACUCGACAACGGCGGUGUCGUUGGGGAUAAUAGUAGACAAGACAAUGACGAUGGAAAAGCGUUCAGGGAAUUCGAAGCAGAGGAUUAUUCGGAGAGUCCGGUGAAAGAACAGAGCCCAGUUCAGUCGAUUGACAAUGCGGAGUUGGAUUUUUGGCAUCGGAGGCCAAUUAGGGCUAGGGUUUCCAAGAGUCGUGAUGAUGAGAAUGGAAAGCCGGAAUCGGAAUCUCGGGAGGAACGGAAAUGCGUGACAAGCAAUGAAGGAGUAAGAGAUUGGCUGAUUGGGCUUGGAUUGGGGCGUUAUGCGCCGGUUUUCGAGAUACACGAGGUGGACGAUGAGGUUCUACCCAUGUUGACAUUGGAGGAUUUAAAGGAUAUGGGGAUAAAUGCUGUUGGUUCGAGGCGGAAAAUGUACAUCGCCAUUCUCAAGCUUCGGAAGAGGUUUUCGUGAAGGGCAUUAACAAUUCAUGGCAGGAACAAAAAACUUCAAUGCAUGUCUGAGAAGAGGAGAGAGGUUUGAGUUUAUUAUUUUUGUACCUUUUUUUUUAGGAUUUAUUUGGGUUUUCUUUUUUCAC
Molecule: messenger RNA, 1245 nt
Organism: Ilex paraguariensis (yerba mate)
Lineage: Eukaryota; Viridiplantae; Streptophyta; Magnoliopsida; Aquifoliales; Aquifoliaceae
Source: the annotation of a GenBank genome assembly